AUGAACAAGUUGAACCUAGACACGAGCUGCAGCAGCGCCUUUGUGACCGACAUCAGUGUAGGCACGGCCGGCAAAGUCGGCGACGGCGUGAACGCGUUCUUUGUCUACAAAGUCACGUCAGCCAACAACGUCGUCGUCGAGCGCCGGUACUCGGACUUUCUCUGGCUGCACCAGCAGCUUUCCAAGCACUGCGCAGGGUACGUGAUCCCUCCGUUGCCCGUGAAAGUCGUGGGGCUCUUGCAAGGCCCCGAGUUCCUCGAACACCGUCGCGCGGGUCUCGAGUGUUUCUUGCAGAAGGUCGCCGGUCACGACGAGCUGUGCCACUCGAUGUACUUUAGCCGCUUCCUCGAGUGCUCGAUCGUCGAGCUCACGGCACUCAAGGCGGAGACGCAGAAGGGGGAUGGACUCAACGCCUCGUCCAUGUCGGUGGUCGUACAGCGCACGCAGUCGCUCCAGAAAUGGUGGAGCAAGACGUGCCAGCGCGUGGUCGAGAACGACACGCUCGGCAUCUUUGGCUCGCCACCUCGCAAUACAAACGGAGAGAGUGGGGAGAACCACAACAACGAUAACAACAACAACAGCAACAGCAGUAGCAGUAGCAGUAACGUGAUUGAAGACCCCGAGUUCACGAACGUCGUCAAGUACAUGACCAAGUUGCAGGCUCAGGUCCAGUCGCUCAAGCGCAAAGUUCGGGCGGCCCAUCAACAGAACAAGGUGGCAGCUGGUGCCCACUGCGACCUCAUUGAGUGUCUCAAUUGGGUGGCUGACGCUGAGGAAGAGAACGCUGAGAUGCCGACGUCGUACUAUAGCGCACUCAUCGUUAUCCUGGACACACGUGCCCGUCAGAUGGACACGGAGCUCCAGGCCUUUUCGAUAAACGUCGACGACAUUGCUCGCUGGGUCAAGGCCGUGCAGAACGCCUUGGAUGUACGUGAGGACCGACGGUAUUUGUAUCAGGCACAGCUGGCCGCGCACCGGAAGGCGGUGAUUGGAGACGGCCCUGACUCUCCGUCAGCCACUCGGCUGAGCAAUGACCUUGUUGCUGCCAAGGAUGAGUUUGAGCGUGUGCACGCGCGCGUGAUGCAUGAGGUCGCACGUUUCCGUGGUCAGAAGGCGGUGGAGCUCAAGAGAUUGUUCCUAGAGUUUGCCCAGCUGCAGCUACGCAACACGAAAGAACUGGAAGAGAUUGUGGUGCAGAGCACGGGAGAUCUGGAGAACGAGCUGCCGGCCAAGCUCUUGUUUGCCGCGCAAACUCCUGCGUCAUGCGCGACCACGUACAAGUCGCGCAACUCGUUUGGACUGGACAAGGAGGACGUAGCAAAGUCCACGGCCUCGACGCAGUCUCCCUCGAGCAGCGUCAAUGCUGCUACGACUACGUCGAAGCCCGUUGCUGCAAGUUCUCACGUGUACGUGCAGAUUUAG
Messenger RNA from Peronospora matthiolae, 1422 nucleotides. Lineage: Eukaryota; Oomycota; Peronosporomycetes; Peronosporales; Peronosporaceae. The record is from the annotation of a GenBank genome assembly.